Messenger RNA from Mya arenaria, 2660 nucleotides. Its product is annotated as neurogenic locus notch homolog protein 2-like. Bases 77 to 2092 code for a protein of 671 amino acids. Gene Ontology annotation, molecular function: protein binding. The transcript is spliced from 13 exons. NCBI's taxonomy places the organism in Eukaryota, Metazoa, Mollusca, Bivalvia, Myida, Myidae. The record is from RefSeq and is a predicted model, not a curated record.
AAUCAAUGGUUACAUGGUAGCUCUGUAUAAACCAUAAAGGCGACAAAGGCGGAACAAUACAGUAUACCAAGCCAAAAUGGCUACAAACACAGCUGUGAAAUUUUCGUUUUUGGUUGUAUUAAUUUUCGUCCCGUCGGCGGCGGGAUGGUGGCAAGACAUAUUUUGGACCGAGCAGCGUCCAGAGAACUGCCCAUACCAGGACAACGUGACGCACGUGUGUUCUGAGCUGCGGGAGGAAAACUUCACGUGCGUGACAGUCGCGUGCUGCGAUCACUUCAAGAACGGUGACGUCGAAAGCGGAAAUGACGUCUCUGAGUAUGAUGACGAAUCUUUCUCAGAUGAGGAUGACUAUCACGUGUACUACUAUGGCAGGACUGACUCAUGCCGAGUUUGCUACUCCGUUCGUUCGUGCACGCUGUUCCAGUGCUCUCAUUGCUGUUGUGACGGCUACACCAGGGAUUUCUUCGGAGGAUGCAGGAAGAAAAAUGCGGGUAUCGAGUGUGAGAAUGGCGGCACGCGCCACCAGGACUGGUGGGGACACUGGGAGUGCAGUUGCCCGCACGGAUUCAUGGGCAAAACAUGCGAGACACCGAUUUGCCACUGCGAGAAUGGCGGGGUCUGUGGGACGCUUGACGGCCGGCCACACUGCAACUGCACGGCGGGCUUUGAAGGGCAACGUUGCGAGAGAGCCAUGUGCACGACACCGUGUGAGAAUGGGGGUAAAUGUGUGAGGUCGGGUGAAUACCAGUUCUGCGACUGUCCGGUCAACUACGCCGGACAACACUGCGAAGUGCCAUUCAAGCAGCCUGCGACAUGCCCCCAUAUACAGCAACGCUUCGAUGGGCGCAUGUACUGCGACUCCGCAUGCGCAGAAAAUGCCGACUGCGCUUCCGGCGAAUUAUGUUGCCGCGAGGGAUGCUCCACCGUGUGCCGGAAGCCCGAUGGAAAAUGCGUCAUGGACCAGAAAACUUUCGACAUCGGAGAAAUCUAUAAGCAGGACUCGUGCACGACUUGUGAAUGUAUUGAGGGUGGUAUGAUGCCGUGUAUGGCCUUGUCCUGCGCUCCUCCCAAAUGCACCGGCUGGUUCGUCAAACCUGGGGACUGCUGCCCUUCAUGUCCAGAUGAACGCCCACCUCCGACAAUCCGUUGCCCGGUGCGUCCUGUCGAGGUCAACGUCUCCUGCAAGACCGACUACGCCGACCUCACCGAUGUUAACACGGAUGUAUGUGCAAAGGACGCUCAGGGAAACAAGCUUCCGGUUUACUACUCGGAGACCAAGUUGCAGCACUGCCACUGCUGGGGCGGCCAGACGACGGUGACGGCCAGCACCCGCGACCGCGUCUCGGGCUUGGUGGCCUCGUGUAAAUUCCAGGUCAUCGUAACUGAUCGUCAUCCACCGAAGUUCCUCUCCUGUCCGAAUGACGUGUUCAUUUUCGAAGGGGAGACACCCCGCUGGCAGAAGCCGAGCUUUUGGGACAAUGUGGGUGUGGCCCACGAGCGGUCUAACGCCCAUCGAGACUACUACCCCAUAGGCAACCACCCCAUGCAUUAUGGCAUUGUGGACUACGACGGAAACAGAGCGGAGUGCUUCUUCACUAUCUCGGUGUCGUCCAAAGAAACCCCAAUUGCGGAUCUCCCACAAGGACUCAAGGAGCAAAGAGGGGAAGUAGUUGUGAAGACUGGUGUCAUAGUUGGAGCCGCUGUCGGAGCACUCGCACUACUGGCCUUGUUGGCCGCCGUCGUCUAUUGCUGCUGCAGGAAAAGUGCGCCGGCUGCCGCUUCCGCUUCACCCCCACAGCCACUUUCGGGCAAGACUGGAUACUUCAACAAUAUAUAUGCACUUCCCGUGGACGUGAAGCUUCCACCUUACAGCCUCAACGGAAACCCGGAUGAGAUGCCUCCGCAGUACGUAAGCACACAGGACCUGCGUGUACCGGAAGUGAAGGAGCUUCCGCCGCCCAGCUACUCCAACCCCGAGUACGGGAUGCUAGGAGAUCUGGAUGGCCGCAAGGACCGUGACGUUGCUGAGAUCAACGUGGAGGUUGAUGACGACGUGUAUGAGAAAGCCAAGGAUGUUAUCACUAAUGCUUAGACGGUUUCAAAGUAUAAAUAACCGGUCGUUCACAGAUGCCAGUUUCAAUAAUGCAAACAACUUAUGUUGACAUUGUUUAUACCUGAUUGAAAAUAUCCAAUUUAAAGGACCAUUGGAAAACAGAUAACGAAUUUAUUACCAUAUACUUGCAGAUAGCUUUCUGUGAAGUUGUAAAUAAAUAUACUUUGAUCACUGGAGUGAUGACGUCUUUGUUCGAAUACAAAACACUUAAUGUAUUUAUACAACAGUUAAUGAUUAUUUUCCGAGAUUAAGUGGCUGGUUCACAAAUUUUAUAUUUAUCAGUUAUGUAUCUGUGUUCAUGGUAAACUAACUCAUAUCUAUGCUGGUUCGGUAAUUUUACCAAAUAACAAACUGACCUACCAAGAAAUAUGUUGGCGAAUGCGAGUACCAAUAACUGACUUUAUAUUUAAUCAGAAUUGUGUUUUAUAUUUGUUACAUUGUGUUGUUAUUGUUCUUGACCUGGGUGAUUGUUAACGUUUAUGACGAACGUAUUUCUUGCCUUCGAAUGAACAUGUAUACUUACCUUCAAUAAAAUAUAGUUUUAGUU